GGAACUUCGGCUUGGGGGGGGGGGCGGCUUCCGCUAAUCGCAGCUGUUGAUUGGGCAGUAAGGCAGUCUCUACACAACUUGCUCUGAAAGCUACAGUGCAUGCUGGUGGAAGCCGGAGAAAGACUUGUAGCUUGUAGCUCCUCAAUGGAAGAAAGGCCCCGUGAACAGGCGCACGAGAAACGCUGUCAUCAUGGAGAAGAGAAGAGCCAAAAUCGACCAAAAAUAUCGCUGAAAAAUGAUCAAAGUCAGUGCCAGUACCAGCACCAGGAAACGCAGACGAAGAAAACAGACUCCUCCUUGAUGAUGGUUUAACAGCGCCUGGCCGGACUGUCUGCAAUGCGAUGGAAGAAUAAACGGCAGCAGCACGGAGGGAGAGAAAACGCUCUCGGCGAACGAUCCAGCCCGCACCCUUUAUCCCGCGAGCCGCAAUGGCAGCAGACCGCCGCGAGUAGCCGCUAACUCGAGAGCGAAGAAGCCAGGAAAGGCCUUUAGCACUCUGUCAGCAGCGGGGAGCCGAGGCAGCUGUAAAUGCACGAAGAGUAUGGACAGCAGCGAGAAUGACAAACCCUUAGAUUGCUCACCCCACGAGGCCAAGUCAUCGCUGGACAAGAAGGAUUCCCUUUCCCUCCUCAACGGGGUCGUGUCUCUCGGCGCCGGCCGCGUCGCCAAUGGUUACCCCUGCGAGCCGGCGCUCGACGAUGACGGCAGCGGCUCCGAGAACGGAUACACCACUCCCGGGAGACGCAGGGCGGGACGCGGCGGCCUCAGGGGCGCGGAGAAUGUGAGCGCGCCGCAGGAGGAGGAGGAGACCAUGCAGCAGGGCAGCGCAGCGCCCGCCAGGCCGGACGCGGGACCCCCGAGCCCGGAGCCCGAGAAACCGCCCGCCCCCCCCCGUCUGGACGGCGGCAGGCCCGGCGCCAAGGCCGAGGUCGGAGCCGGAGCCGGAGCCGCGCGGGCGGGGGAGCCGCAGCGCAAAAACUCGGUGGGCAAGGCCGCCGGCGCCCCGGGGAAAAAGUUCGAGGACAGGCCCGGCAAAGCCAGGCUCGUCGCCCCGGCGACCGCGAAAGAGGACUCGUGGACUUUGUUCAAGCCCCCUCCCGUUUUCCCCGUGGACAACAGCAGUGCUAAAAUUUCACCCAAGAUCAGUUAUGCAAGUAAAGUCAAGGAGAACCUCAACAAGGCGGCCCAGGCCGGCGGGGGCGACGCCCUCCCACCUCAGGAGCCCGGACGGCUCUCGCUGGUUCCCAUGUCCGCUUUGAAAACCAUCACUUCAGCUAGCUUUACGAACGGCCCCAUUUCCGGAGAGGGGAAUGGCUGCCUCCAGGUGGGGCCACUCUUAACCACUGCUGCUAGUACUGUACCGCUGGCCUCUCCUCUCUCAGGGGGCGACGAUGUAGCAUCCUCUCCUGACAAUGACAGUAGCACUACGACAACCCCUGUGGCAGCCACUGGCGAACCGAGAAAGUCUAGCCUUUUUGUUUACCCUCUUACCCCGACUAAUAUGCAACCUGCGCUCCCCAGUGCCCGCCAAGUGGACACGCCUCCUGCUCAGACAAAUCAGAAAGCCUUGGGGGACAUCUUCCGGAACCAGUGGGGGCUGUCCUUCAUCAAUGAGCCCAACGCUGGGCCGGAGAGUAAGGAGGGCAGCGCAGCGGAGGUGACGUUUCAGGGGAGGUGCCCCGUUGCCACGGCCGCACAGGACUCCAGUUUGUCCCCGCCCACGUGGGACCGCCCUCCCUUCCCACCAGCGGCUCACGGGGCGGACAAACGGACUAGCCCCCUACCCGUUAGCAGUGUUUUGAAAGCCUGCCCCCCUGCAGUGCCUGUCAGUGGGGGUGGGACGCAGACCCACCCUCUGGGACUGGACGCGCUCAAAGGCGAGAUCGGGAGUCUCGGUGCAAUCGUGUUCGCUUCUUCUAAAGACCCCAGUGCUGACCCACCUCAGGCCUCCCAGACUGACUCUGCGUUGGCUCUGGUCAAAGAGCAGAGCCAGGCCAAGGGCUUUGACAGAAGGUGUAGCUGGGGGUCGUUCGAUCUAAAAGCUGCUGUAGUUUAUCACACUAAAGAAAUUGAAUAUAUUUUGAAUUUGCAAAAACAAGAUCCAAAAAGAGUAAUCAUUUAUGACGAGACCAAGGACAGGCCUGACCAGUGAGGUUGAGGGGGAGCUGCAGUUGGACUUGCUCUGAAUGCUACAUGUGCUCCUUUUCAAAGUAAAUAUUCAAAUUAAUCGCAACCCUCACUUCUGUAGUGGAACUAAGAAAAGAGUAUCCCACAAAAGACUACAAAAAGGUGAAGUUCUGAGCAGUGAAAUGCAGAGGAGCAAAAAGGGGGGGGUGGGUUGGGGGGGGUGGUGUUGAAGAAGUGGAACACGCCUUUAUGCAAAGUUCAGCACUGGAGUCAGUGGGGAGUUGCUGGAGAACAGUGCAGACGGCACCUGGAACGCGGUGCAGAAUAUGCCUGAGCUCAAAGACUUUGUUCGUAAGCGGUUGCGAUCACAGACACUGUGGAAACCGUGGACACUUCCCGCUGUGACGGCUCACAGCUCGCCACGCCAACCUUUGCGAGGGUAGAGUUGGCCGCACCUCCUUAAAAUGUGUUUUGCUGGUGUCAAGAGAGGACAGACAACUCUGUUCGUAAAUGGGUUGCCUCGGUCAUUUUGUUUCUUUAUGAAUUCAAAUCGGUUUAAUAUGUCUAUAUAUGUAUAUGUAUUCUUGUGUAUACAUAUGCAAUAAUAUAUGCGCUUGUCUGAAUUCAUAAUGAAAACAAAUUAAAUGACAUGUACUUUUAGAAAGAAUGCCUUGAUAUUAAUAGCAAAAAGCAAAACAGUUAAAUGGCAGGAGGUAUUUGAUGUCCUGUCUUGCUGCAGGUAAACUAGAGUUAUAAAUAUUACGUAGAUGAUGAAAGUGACAGGGAAAACAGUUGUCUUAAAUAUAUUUUGGAAACGAAGAUUGUCCAGGACAGAAAGGACCUCACUGGAUAGCUUUAGCUGGUGACACUUUGUUUUCUUUCAUGGCUUAUCGACUAAAGGCGCACCAUUGCAAUGGAUUACCAGAAUGAUGGAAAGAGGAACGUUCAACCACAGAGGAAGCAAUCUUCUAAUCCCACCUGGGCAUCUUACAGCUUAAUUGACCUGUUUCACAAUUCAAAUGGAGCAAAUGCUGUUGAUAUGUAUACCUUUUUUUGUUUUGUUUGAUUAUUAGGUAAUUAAGCCCUUGAAAACCUUAGUUCGUUUGAAGGUCUGUGUUUACCGCAAAAACUCAAAACAAAUAUUCAUGUAACAGUCAUUUCAAAGCAUGUCUAAUUGGAAUUCCAUUUCCGGAUUGACUGUGGAGGUCUCCUGAACUGUGUGCGGUAUUGUGUGGUUGACAGGACAAAAGCUUUCUGUAUUUCAUCUUUUACUAUUUCUUCGUUCUAUAAGGCUUGAGAAACACAAGUUUCUUAAAUUUUGUUGCUAAAGUGUUUAAAGUAACUUUUCAUCUUGGUGCACACGGGUGUGUCUCCCAAGUUUGCGUUGGAUAAUUGGCUCAUUUCAUCUCAAUGUUUUGCACCAUUUCCUUUGACUAAUUCUGCUGAAGAGCUCGAUCCUGCAUUGAUUAAUUAGUCCUUGAUCCUUUUUUAAAAUUAGUUUUAAGAAUUGAGUUUUUGCACAAUGUAGGCAGUGAGAACAGGUGUAGACGGGUCCAGGAUGAGCCCAGACCCAUUUGAUCGGUGUGCGUAGCCGAGCAGACGAGGUUCCUGCAGAAUAUAUUUGCAACACAAAUCGGGAAGACGCCGGGCCAGCCCCACGAAGGGGUUGGGUUUAUAACACCCACGUUUUCUGAACCGAAGCCUGUGUGGGGAAAGCUCUCUGGAGCCUUAUGUGGAGCACAGCGAUGGGUACGCGUGGCGGAAGUGUGCGCAGUCUGCUGAGAGUUGUUCCCUGAGCGGUGGGUUUGGUGCGUCAUUCAUCCUGCUGUCUCCCAGACUGUUUCGGUUUCAGUUUUCAGGGCCGUGCCUGUCUCCACUUCUAUUUUUAGAUUGUGAAUUUCAUAUCCCCAUCAUGACUCAUUUGGUCGUAAGAGUUUUUGCACUUUAUGUAAACUUUUUUUUUUUUUGUUAACGAGUACAACUAUAUAUAAAUAUAACGUAUAUGAAAUACUAACCCCGUUAAAGGCUUUGGGCUGGUUUAAGAUUAGAAAAAAAAAAUUUACUCAGGUAGAAUUAGGAAAGCCAUGACCUUAGAAAAUAGACCAACGCAAAGUUUAAUUGCCAAAUGAAAAAUGAAAAGUUUUCGUUUUUUUUUUUUUUUUUUUUCAUUGGGCACAUUUAAUUGGUGUGGGGGAAUUUUACAGUUAAAUGGUUCAGUUUGAAACUACUUUUAGCAUUGAGUUGCGUAUGUUAUCAAGGUAUUGGCUCUUCCCACAGAUAAGCACAUGUUGCACUGCUUUCAAUUGUCUGAACCUGUUAGCAUCGUACUUGACUUUUUUGUUGUCAGCGAAGGGCAUCUGCGUGAGCUGAGGCUUAAGUCAGUUUAGGGCUAAUGCAAUAGUUGGAUUAAUGCUGCAGCUGUUCCCCCCCCAGUCUCUCUAAGUUUUCAGCAGUGUUCAUGUUUCGCUCUGUUGCUGCUCCCAUUUCAAAAUGCAGGUGGAAAGCAAGUGGUUCACAUUCCCUGCAGUCAGAAAGUCCAAGUCUUACAGAAAUGCCCCCCCCCCCCCCCACCCCACCCACAGCCGCCAUCAGCGCAAUAGAAAUGGCACUACAUUGGUCCCUCCAAGACGCCACUCUUAAAAUUUCAGUUUAAGUUGAUGUUAAACUUGUUAUUGACAGCUCCGGUGUCUGAGCCACCACUAUUGUUCUAGUGCUCAUAGGUGGGCUCCACAUCUCAACACUAUCUAGAGAACCCCUGCUGCUCAUUCAGGUGCCUGCGGUCUGCUUGCUAAAGCUGCACGUGAAGUGUCUUCCUCCGACUCAUGUCUGCGCAGGCGCGGCUUGUGGGCUGCAGCGUGAAAAGCAGCAGCUGGUGAUGUCACGUGACGUGCCUGGGAGAAGAGAGUGCGCGUUCUUCUGCUCUCUCCCACAUCGGCUGCCGAGAUCGCAACGCGGCAUUCCAAAUUGGGGAGAUAAUGGGGGAAGGCAUUACAAAAAUGUUCUCUGUGCGGACUGCAUCUGUCUCAGCAUGUGCCAGAGAAGGGCCUGCUUUUUCUGUCCUGUUCCAUUUUAUAUUUGUUUAUUAUUAUUGUUAUUAUUAAAUCUAAAUUCUUCUGUUUCAAGAUACUACUGCUUCCUGAUAUGUCUCAUACUAAUUUGUGGGACUUGGACAUAAGUAUUACUUGUCUCCUGUAAUCAUAUUCAAAAGAAAUGGUGGAUUUCUGAACUGAGAAACGAACUCAUUUACUGUUAUCUGGGCUAGGAAAGUUGUAGUUAUUGUUCUCAACCACGCUGAAUCCAUUUCAGAAUUUUUAUUGUGCUAGAGAGUGCUCCUCUGUCUUGGGUCAGAUCGGUCUCGGGCUGCUCGUGUGCUGGGAGCACCUUGGCUGCAGUAGAAAAAUCAAAGAGAACUGGACCCGUUCCUGACCGUAGAUCUUUAUACUGCUUUUAGCUGUCUGCGCUAUUGCAUAUUGCUGAGAUUUUUGUUUGUAUUAAUCUAUCAUGGCUUUCUCAUUGAUCAAAUUGCUGUAGACAACCAGCUAUGUUUGCACAGUUAGUGAUAAAAGAUUUUUAAUGACUGAAAUCAUUUCUUUGCCUCCCCACAGUGUUAGUUUGUGUACAAGCAAUACCUCUUUUAAAUCCUCCCAAAACAGGAAGAAUAUUUGGCCUGGGGGCUGUAACGGUAGUUCCUUUGAAAUGGAAUAUUUAUAAGCCUGGUUUGUAAAGUUGAUAAGUUGCAUCUAUUGCUUUCCUGUAUAGGUGUCUUGGAUUUACAAACGGUCUCUGCGCAUGUCUAAUGGUGUUGCUUGCAUUAAAAAAAAAUGGAUCAGUCAGCCUUAGCAUUUGCAUUAGACCUUUCUAACCCAAACAUUGUUCUGUGAACUUAUUUUAUAGUGAGAAAUAAAGGUUUUUGCUGAGUCCAGUAUUGGAUGAGAUGCAUUAUUGGUGGUUAGAAUGCAGGGGAAAUGUUAAUUCCUCAGUUUAAUCAUUCGGUUUCCCUGGGGAAAAUGUUUUUAAAGCACUUAUUUAAUUCAAACCCAGACUGUUAUAUUUAUGCAUUUGGAAAGUGCGGAAUAAAAUGUGUCUGAAAGGUAAUGUUACCUCCAAACCAAAAAUUGCUCCAGGAAUGAGGGGCUGUUUUAGUAGUUGUGGGUCUAGGUGUGCGAGAGAGGUGUGUGGACUGUUCUGGAAAGCUUUUGAGUGGACAGAAUGAGAGUGCGACUGGCAUUUGGAAAGGAAGUUGAGGAAUUCCGAAGAAAUUUUGGUCUGUGUUUGCAUACCCCGAAGACAUUCAAAUGCCACAAAAGUGCUUAGGCAGGCAUUGGCCUCAGAGCUUUUGUGGUCUUUAAAUGACGGGCCGGUAGCAGUUAAGAGUUGGCGCAGUCCCUGAACUUGUGUGUCUGCGUACGCGUGUCUGUGCCUGUGAGACUGGAUGACUGGCUGAGUUUUCACAAAUGACGAUAUGCAAACUUCUUUGUUUCAGGAGUCUGGUUUUACCAUGUUUAGUCUGCCUGUGUUCGAAAGGACAGAUGUUGAAAAUGAUGAACUUGAUAAUUGCUUACUUUUUGUCUUUACAUUUGAAAUGAUUUUCAAAGUUUUACGUGCCAUGUCUUGUUUUUUUUUCUUCUUUUUUUUUCCAGAAAUCGUUUUGAAUAGGUUGUAUUUUUUUUUUUGUCUUUUUCCCUUCUUUGUUGCUUCCCCUGAAAUUUCUUUAGGAAGUUUCAAAUAUUUUGAACUAAACUGUCAGUGCUUAUUAACUUGUCUGAUGUAAUCUGCUUAUCCUUUAUUGAUAAUCCUACAUUGUUACAUUUUAAAUAACCUGGCUAACUGGUAUAUGCAUUGCAUUCAGUCCAUCCUCUGAUUUAUGAUUCUGUGCUAGUCACAAAUAAAUUCUGUUUUACAAUAA
Molecule: messenger RNA, 7033 nt
Organism: Anguilla rostrata (American eel)
Lineage: Eukaryota; Metazoa; Chordata; Actinopteri; Anguilliformes; Anguillidae
Product: FMR1-interacting protein NUFIP2-like
Exons: 5
Coding region: 542-2152 (536 amino acids)
Cellular component (GO): nucleoplasm; cytoplasmic stress granule
Molecular function (GO): RNA binding
Source: RefSeq, a predicted model, not a curated record